Molecule: messenger RNA, 1566 nt
Organism: Ascoidea rubescens DSM 1968
Lineage: Eukaryota; Fungi; Ascomycota; Saccharomycetes; Ascoideales; Ascoideaceae
Gene: OXA1
Product: membrane insertase OXA1
Exons: 1
Coding region: 32-1291 (419 amino acids)
Biological process (GO): mitochondrial respiratory chain complex IV assembly; protein insertion into mitochondrial inner membrane from matrix
Cellular component (GO): mitochondrial inner membrane
Molecular function (GO): membrane insertase activity
Source: RefSeq, a predicted model, not a curated record
GUGAAGAUCAGUUGUAGAUAUAAUCAGAAGGAUGAUAAGAUCUGUUCUCAGUCGAAAUGCCGGCAUUUUAAAGGCAAGGCCGUUAUCCAUUGGUGUUGUCAGCAGCGUUGGUAUAGGAUUCAACAGGAUCAGCGAUUUCAAAUUGAACAAUUUCAAGAACGUUAAUAGUUUCAAUAAUGAUAGAAGUCAAAUUUCGUCUAUUCGUUAUAAUUCUACAUCGUCACUAUCACCAGUCGGAUCGACAUUGGCAGGUGCAUCAGAAGGAUUAGAAAAUAAAAGCAGCGAAAUUUCAACUACAUUAACUUCAUUUGCCGACAGUUCAAGUGAAUUGAUUAGCAAUGCCAAUGGGGAGUUGUGUACAUAUAUUGGGUAUUUUGAGAAUCUUGGGUUGGCAAAGAGUUGGUGGUGGCCGCCAGAUUUUGUUACGCAUUUGUUUGAAUAUGUUCAUGUUUAUACUGGAUUGCCAUGGUGGGGGACUAUAAUGACGGUUGCUAUUGGGGUCAGAAUUUUAUUGUUUCCAUUGUAUAUUAAGAGUGCAGACAAUCAAGGGAAAAUGAACAAUGCCAAACCCGAGUUGGACGCAAUUCAAGAACAGAUGAAGGAGAUUACUAGUAAUCCAGAUCGAGAUGUUGCAAAGGUUCAACGAUUAAUGCAACGUAGAAGAUUGAUUAUGCAAAAACAUGACAUUAAGACGCGAUAUUUGAUUGCACCAUUGAUUCAGGUUCCAUUUGCUAUUGGUAUAUUUGCUAGUAUUCGAACAUUGACGGGCAUUCCAAUUCCUGGAUUUGAGAAUCAAGGUAUCCUAUGGUUUACAGAUUUAAAUGCAGCCGAUCCAUAUUUGGGAUUGCAAAUAAUUACAGCGGCAGCAUAUGUAUUGUUUAUCAGAUUGGGAGGAGAAACAGCAGGAUCUAAUUUGUCGCCAACAAUGUUAAAAGUAUUGACAGGGUUACCAGUUCUCUCUAUUCCAUUGACAAUGAAUUUCUCGAGUGGAUUGGUGUUUUAUUUUGCUAUAAAUGCGUUGUUUUCAAUCAUCCAAAACAUGAUAUUAAGAAACAAGAGUUUUAGAAAAUUCUUUAAUAUUUCUCAAAUUAACAGAAAUGCUCAAGCAAAGGGAAAACCAUUCAGCAUCAAAGAAUUUGUGGAUGCUAAAGUAGCGCAGAACAAAGCACAAUUGGAAGACCAGCUCCGAAUCGAGGAGAUAAAAGAGAAAAGAAAACAUCAAAAGGAUAGAAACACAAUCAUGUCAAAGGAGGAAUUUGACAAGAUGUUUGUUAAUAAGAGAAAACAAUAAAGUGGCAUCGAUUGCGGCAUGUACAUAGAAAUACAACAAUCAGGUUGACAAUGUUAUGUAAAAGAGAGAAACCCCAAAAAAGCAGGACAGAGCGAUGUGCAAAUUAGAUGAGCUAUCCAUGGUGCUGGAUGUGGAAUGUAAAACGCAUGUUUUGCAUAUUUCAGCGCCACUGUGAUUGCACCCAUGAUGCUGGUUUUUUUGUUUGCAGGGGUUCGCCAAGGAACGAUGCCCGAGAGUCGGAGCGUCGGACUUCCAGUGCGCGUCCUGAUAAGGCA